Molecule: messenger RNA, 743 nt
Organism: Schistosoma spindalis
Lineage: Eukaryota; Metazoa; Platyhelminthes; Trematoda; Strigeidida; Schistosomatidae
Source: the annotation of a GenBank genome assembly
AAAAAAAUGGGGGGAAUCGAUUAUUCGAAUUUAGUGUUGGAGGAAAGACAUUCACUGCACUAGUUGAUUGCAUCUUGUUUGAAUCAUUACUCGUCGGCCGCGGAAAAGUCUGUGCUCGGUUUUGAAAUCAAAACGUAACGCGAAUGGCAGGAGGUAAAGCUGGAAAGGACUCUGGUAAAGCAAAGGCUAAGGCAAUUUCUCGGUCACAUCGCGCAGGCCUUCAAUUUCCUGUCGGUCGUAUCCAUCGUCAUUUGAAAGCACGCACUACUAGCCAUGGAAGAGUUGGGGCUACUGCUGCAGUCUAUUCAGCAGCUAUUCUAGAGUACCUGACUGCAGAAGUUCUCGAACUAGCUGGAAAUGCAAGUAAAGACUUGAAAGUCAAACGUAUAACACCUCGGCAUCUACAGUUGGCCAUUCGUGGAGAUGAAGAACUUGACACAUUAAUCAAGGCAACCAUUGCAGGUGGUGGCGUUAUCCCCCACAUCCACAAGUCCCUUAUCGGCAAGAAAAUACCUCCACCUAAACCCCUUUCAAUGUAACAAGAUUCAUAACAUGAAUUUUAUUGUAUUACUUCUCACAUUUCUAUCGGUUACAUUAUUUUUAAAGAGGGUAUGUCUCCCCUCAAACGUAUGAACCCUAUUGCAUUAUAUGUGUGAAGUAGUAGAUUUAUUCAGACCUAUUUUAUUAUCUGUCUGUAUGUUCAUAUUUGUAAGUAAAUGUCGAAAUUAAAUUUCCAUUCUCUU